This is a messenger RNA of Phycomyces blakesleeanus NRRL 1555(-), 1071 nucleotides long. RefSeq lists its product as hypothetical. Gene Ontology annotation, cellular component: nucleus; condensed nuclear chromosome. Bases 1 to 1071 code for a protein of 356 amino acids. NCBI's taxonomy places the organism in Eukaryota, Fungi, Mucoromycota, Mucoromycetes, Mucorales, Phycomycetaceae. The record is from RefSeq and is a predicted model, not a curated record. The transcript has 12 exons. Gene Ontology annotation, molecular function: DNA strand exchange activity; single-stranded DNA binding; ATP-dependent DNA damage sensor activity. Gene Ontology annotation, biological process: chromosome organization involved in meiotic cell cycle; reciprocal meiotic recombination; mitotic recombination.
AUGCCUCGAAAGACUGCAAACUCACAUUCUGAUAGUACAGUAUUAGAAGACGAGCAGACUGUUGAAAGUACUCAGUACGAAGAUGAAACUGAAGAUGAAGAUGACAAAUUGUUCUAUACUGAGAUUGAAGAACUUCAAUCUGGUGGAAUUAACAUGGCAGACAUCAAUAAACUUAAACACUCUGGAAUAUGUACUGUCCGGGGCGUUCAAAUGAUGACACGAAAAUCAUUAAUGCGCAUAAAAGGGCUUUCUGAAGCCAAAGUUGACAAGAUUAAGGAUGCUGCACAAAAAGCUUCUGGUUUUGUAUCAGCCACCGAAGUGUCAAACCAGAGAUCAAAAGUCUUGAGAAUAUCAACAGGCAGUAAACAAUUUGACACCUUGAUUGGAGGUGGUGUCCAGACCAUGUCUAUCACAGAAGUGUUUGGUGAAUAUCGCACCGGAAAGACACAGUUGGCCCAUACAUUAUGUGUCCAGGCCCAACUUCCAUUAAGCAUGGGAGGUACAGCCAGUAAAGCUGCCUACAUUGAUACUGAAGGAACCUUUCGACCUGAGCGAAUUCGAGCAAUUGCCGAGAGAUUCGGAGUGGAUUGUGACCUUGCCUUGGACAAUAUUCUUGUUGCCAGAGCUUGGAACAGUGACCAGCAAAUGGAACUAAUCUCUGAAAUUGCUGCUCGUUUUGCAGAGGACAAGGGCGCAUUUAGUCUCUUGGUGAUUGAUUCAAUUAUCUCACUCUUCAGAUGCGAUUAUAGUGGCCGUGGUGAACUUGCUGAUAGACAACAGAAAUUAAAUCAAAUGUUGAGUCGAUUGAUCAAGGUUUCUGAAGAGUACAAUGUUGCCAUAUUUGUAACAAACCAAGUUUCUUCUGAUCCUGGAGGUGGCAUGACAUUUGUUUCUGAUCCAAAGAAACCUGUAGGAGGACAUGUUCUGGCUCAUGCGUCUGCCACUCGACUUUCUCUCCGCAAAGGACGAGGAGAGGAGCGUAUUGUAAAGGUUUACGAUUCUCCAGAUAUGCCUGAAGGGGAAGCAACAUAUGCGAUCACCAAUGGAGGAGUCACAGAUAUUUCGUUUUAA